Molecule: messenger RNA, 1335 nt
Organism: Abrus precatorius (Indian licorice)
Lineage: Eukaryota; Viridiplantae; Streptophyta; Magnoliopsida; Fabales; Fabaceae
Exons: 4
Coding region: 420-1055 (211 amino acids)
Biological process (GO): cytokinin biosynthetic process
Source: RefSeq, a predicted model, not a curated record
ACAGUACUGUGGAAGGGAAAUAGACGUGUAGCCUGUUUUGUUAAGAGGGUACACAGUGCCUCGCUGUCUAGCAUGUGAAGGGGGUGUGGCUCUCUCUCUCUCUCUCUCUUACAUGCACCCACUAUAACCCACCCAACUGGCACUUCUCAUUCAUUCGCAUAGAAAACCCAAUGAGAGGAGAAUGAGGACAAAACUAGUCUAGGAUUUCAGUCUCAGUUUCUUGCUCUUUCCCACCUCCUAUCCACUCUUUUUAUUUCUAUCCAACUUUGUAAGUAGUGGACACUGCACACCAAAACCAAAACUACAUUGCCAUACCGUUAAUAGAGAGUGUGUAGAACUAAGAGUUUGAUAAAUUGUUCCAUUCUUUUCAAUCUUUCACCACUACUCUUCCUAUAUACCAAAUAGACAGCUAAAGGAAGAUGAAUGCAUUUGCUUCAGAAUGCAGUAGUGGGUGUGAGUCUGGUUGGACUCUAUACCUUGAGCACUCUUUCCUUAACCAGAAUGCUUCACAUAGAGAUACUAGAUUCAUAGGUGGAACUGAGGGGUUUUAUGAGGAGGAACACAAAGACAAAAGAGUCAAAGAUGAGAACUCCAGGGAGGAGGAUUUGUCCAUGAUUUCUGAUGCUUCUUCUGGUCCUCCACAUUUCCCAGAUGAUGAGCCUUACUUCAACGAAGAAGUCAAUGGUUGCUUUUAUUCAGCAUCGAAGGCAGUAAAGCUCCCCAAGAGUGGUACAAAGAGGCAGAGAGUUAAAGUAAAUCCUCACAAUGAAGAUCAACAUCUUCCUUCUUUUCUUCAUGACACUGCUAGUUCUCAUGUCUUCAACUUUUCCCCAGAAAGUUUUGAGAAUAAUGUUACUGGGUCAAACCCACAAACUUCUAUAGGGAGUAUGCUAGAUUAUUCACAAGGUUUCUCUGCUACUUAUUUUGAGGGAAGAUCCUCAUUCCAAGAAGAACACUUUGGUUUCCUACAAUCAUCUCUAUCAGAAAAUGAACUUCAAGGGGACAAAUGGAGGGAAAGGAACGGAGAUAACGCAAAGACAUAUCAGUUUUACUAAUUUGCCUCUGCCAUAUGGUGAAGAUUCAUGGUGCAGAAGGAAUUGAUAUCAAUAGGGACCCUUUACCUUUCUUUUUCUCUUGUAGCUGUCAAUGCAGUGGGAAAAACCUGAAAAGACAAGUUAGAUUUUUAUUUUGUUUUAGAAAUUUAAUUUCCUUGUUAUUGAAUGAUUAUCACAAGCUAGAUCAGUUAGGCAGGCUCUGUACAACCUUGCUCACCUCUUGUUUUCCAUGAAGCCCCACACUCAAUUAAUACAAGCAAUAUGCAGUACUAGCAAGUCU